ACAGGUGGGAGUUGUCUUAAAAUUCAGCCCCCCCCCACCUCCCCGAAUGACGCUACUUCCUGAUGUUGGGUGUGUCGGCUGGCUUACUUCAUACAUAAAUAGACACUUGUCCUUGCAUAACACUAUUGGCUGGGUGGUUUUGCCUCCUCCGGUACAUGCCAUGGCUGGGGACGUAGUGUAUGCUGAUUUAAACCUUGCUGGGGCCAGGCUAUCACCUUCAUCUAAAGCUCACAAGAAUCUUCAAGAAUCCCCUCAGUGCCCGCGCUGGCAUGGAGUCGUUCUGAAGGUCGGGUGCGCCGGGGUCAUCGUCCUGCUGGUGAUGGUAGCCGUGCUGAGUGCUCGGGUUUUCCAGGGCUUCUCAAAUAAAACGGAGGAAAGAUCAGCCUUGAAGAGCGACGGUGUCACUCAGAGAACCGGAAGUGGUGGAGAACGCAAUGCCAGCCUGGAGGACUUAUUUUCUCGUCUGAAGCAGAGUCUGUGUGAUCCGGCCGAGAUAAACUCAGCAGGUGGCUCCGGGUGCAAACUCUGCCCCAGGGACUGGCUGCUGCAUGGGGACAAGUGCUACUGGCUUUCGAACAAGGCUGACACUUGGAGCAAGAGCCAUGACGACUGUUCAAGGAAGGGAUCUCAAAUGCUGGUGAUCCAGGAUCAGGAACAGAUGGUAACGUACAUUUUAUGUCGGGGCACAGAGAGAGCCGUUCAUCAUGUCUCUGUUCUCUUUGUUACGUGUCUCUAUACAGCGGUUCUCAAACUUCAUUGCACCGCGACCCCCUUCUGACAACGAAAAUUACUACAUGCCCCCGGGCGGGGGAGUGGGGAUGGAGUUGGAGCCCAAGUCCCCCCACCCCGGGCAGAUACGGGGGGUGGAGUCCCAGGACCGCUGCCCCAGGCUGAAGCCCUCGGGCCACAGCAAGUCAUUAAAAUGGGGUCGCAACCCACUUUGGGGUCCCGCCUGACCCACAGUUCGAGAACCACUGCAUGACCUAGCACAGUGGGGUCCAGGUAAUUGAUUGGGGCUCAAAAAUAAAAGUCUAAAAGAGAUUGGAAGCUAAUGUGGAUAAUAAAUAUC
Molecule: messenger RNA, 1069 nt
Organism: Trachemys scripta elegans
Lineage: Eukaryota; Metazoa; Chordata; Testudines; Emydidae
Product: killer cell lectin-like receptor subfamily B member 1B allele B
Exons: 4
Coding region: 47-778 (243 amino acids)
Source: RefSeq, a predicted model, not a curated record